GCUGUCAGCUCCGGUUCAAGUCUUCUUGUGUAGAGGUGGUGUUGCGGAUGAGCGAGCCCGCGGAGCUCGGUGCGUGCCCGGCGGUGGAGGUUGUUGCUCGCGCCGAUGCGGGUGGUGAGGACAGCAUUAACGGCGCGGCUCGAUGAGAUGUUGGAGCGGGGAUGCCUCUUCCUGCUAGACACCAUUCUUCUGUGAUCGACGCGAGUGCUGCAGCCCAACAAGUGGUGACACAUAUAUGGAUAGUGGGGUCGCAGCAUGCCCACCCCUCCAAGCACCACUGCUCCCCUGGCUGGAGGAAGUAGCAGCUCUGGAGGAGAGGAGCAGCUCCGGAUGUCUGACUCCACCGGCGGCUGCUCUGUCCGCUUCCUCCCGGCUUUCUGCCUGGGCGUGGUGGCGGCAGUUGUGUUCCAGCUGGCCUGGGGAGGCCUGACUCUCACCUCCUUCUUCCUGAAGCUGUUCAUCUACAUAUCCUUCGCCCUGCUGUGUUUCCUGGCUGGGAGUUUCGUCUUGCUGGUCCGGAAGAGCCCUCUGAAAGUCAGCUGUUUCAGCAGGACCAGGAGGCACUCAGCCUCCAGGUUGAACUUCUUCAACAAGCUGAUGGGUCGUUUUCUGGUGCCACCUCAGGAGUUGAGCCAAAGCAGAAGAGUGGUGGUGUCACACAACGUAGACAAAACCUUGAAAGAAGUGUUCGACUUGGCCUACAGAGACUACAUCCUGUCCUGGUACAUCCCUCUGAGCCGGGAUGAAGGCCAGCUGUACUCCAUGCUGCUGGAAGACUGGUGGCAGAUGAUCGGGCAGCUCAGAUCCAGACUGGCUGAUAUAGACCUCGUCAACGUGGUGUGCAACGACAGCAUCCGAAUCCUUCACUCACACUUCACUGACCUCAACGCUGCGUCUGCACGACCAGAGGAGGUUGCUCGGCCGUUUCCUCUCCACCCUUGUUUGGUCAGCUCAGACUCAGAGAUGACUUUCCUCCGCUGUGUAGCCAGAAUCCUGCUGCUGUGUCUCCUGCCACAAAAGGAUGCCAAGUCACACACACUACGCUGCUGCCUCACAGAAGUUAUCACCACCAAAGUGUUGAAGCCUUUGGUGGAGGUGCUCAGCGAUCCAGACUCCAUCAACAGGAUGUUGCUGUCUCAGCUGGAGCAGAGGGAGCAGCAGGCUGAGCAACAGAAAAAAGCCUACACCUACGCUGCCUCUUACGAAGAAUUCAUCAAACUGAUAUCAACUUCUUCUGAUGUCAAUUUCCUCAAACAACUCAGGUAUCAGAUAGUGGUAGAAAUUAUUCAUGCCACCACCAUCAGCAGUCUGCCUCAGCUCAAGAAGCAGAAAGAGCGAAAAGGUAAAGAGUCUGCGGCCAUGAAGGCAGACCUGCUCAGGGCCAGAGACAUGAAACGAUACAUCAAUCAGCUCACUGUUGCUAAGAAACAAUGUGAGAAAAGGAUCUGUCUGCUGGGAGGACCAAACUAUGAAAACAAUGAGGAGGGAGGAGCCGAUGAUGGCGAAGAGCCUCAGAGUCAGAAGAUCCUUCAGUUUGAGGACAUUCUGUCUAAUCCAGGUUACAGGGAACAUUUUAGAGUUUACAUGGAAAGAGUGGAUAAGAGAGCUCUGAUAAGCUUCUGGGAACUGGUGGAGCUGCUGAAAACUGCCAAUAAGAACGAGGUGCCCCAGAUCGUUGGAGAAAUCUACCAGAAGUUCUUUGUGGAGAGCAAAGAUAUUCCAGUGGAAAAGCUUCUCCUCAAAGAGAUUCAGCAGAGUCUGGUGGGAAACCGAGGGACUCAGGUGUUUGUCCGGUUACAGGAGCAGGUGACGGAGACGAUGAGGGAGCGUUACUACCCAUCUUUCCUGGUUUCUGACCUCUACGAUAAGCUGAUCAGACGAGACGAGGCCCACAGCCAAUCACAGUAUAGCCCGGAGGAAAAAGGAGAAGGGUGCCAGGGUCUAGAUCCUAGUGAGGAUGUGUGUGAUGAGGGCACUAAAGGAAUUACUGAGCAGGCCAGCUAUGCUGCUACAAAACUUUGCCAACUUCAUGACAAACUGGAGUAUAAGCGCCAGGCUCUAGGCUCUAUCCAGAACGCACCCAAACCAGACAAAAAGAUUGUGAACAAACUAAAAGAAGAAAUAGGAGCCAUGGAAAAGGAGCACAGUGAACUUCAGCAGCAUAUAACAAGGACUGACUGGUGGUGUGAAAACCUGGGUCACUGGAAGGCAAAUAUUACCACUGCUGAGACUGCAGAAGAAGGUGGUGAGACUGUAGCUUGUUACAGCGUGUGUGUUAGCCUGGGAGAAGAAAUGGCUGACAGCCGCUGGUGCGUCCAGAGGAAACUCACUGAAUUCCAGAUGUUGCACCGUAAACUCACCGAGUGUUUUCCAUCACUGAAGAAACUCCAGCUGCCAUCACUGAGUAAACUCCCCUUCAAAUCCAUCGACCAGAAGUUUUUAGACAAGAGUAGAACCCAGCUCAAUGCCUUCCUGCAGCGACUCCUGACAGACGAGCGACUGUGUCAGUCAGAAGCUCUAUACGCCUUCCUGAGUCCGUCACCAGAACACCUCAAGGUGAUGUCUAUUCAGAAGAAGUCUUCUUUCUCGCUGGCGUCCUUUCUAGAGAGGUUACCUGGAGAUUUCUUCUCUCAUACUGAGGAAGACAUCGAUGAUGACAGUGACCUCUCAGACUAUGGUGAUGAAGCCGAUGGUCGGAAAAACGCUCUGGCUGAACCCUGCUUCAUGCUCAUUGGAGAAAUCUUUGAACUCAGAGGAAUGUUCAAGUGGGUGAGGAAGACGCUCAUCGCUCUGGUCCAGGUCACGUUCGGUCGCACUAUCAACAAGCAGAUCCGGGACACUGUCCACUGGAUGUUCUGUGAGCAGAUGCUGGUGUGCUACAUCAGUGUGUUCAGGGACACCUUUUGGCCUAACGGGACCUUGGCGCCACACGGGAGGGUCCGAACAGACUUUGAACGAUGUGAGACCAAGGAGCGGGCUCAGCAGAAACUACUGGACAACAUUCCAGAUGCACUAGCAAAUUUAGUUGGCCAGCAGAAUGCCAGAUUUGGAAUCAUCAAGAUCUUUAAUGCUCUGCAGGAGACCAAUGCCAACAAACAUCUUCUCUAUGUGUUGAUGGAAAUGUUACUCAAGGAAGUUUGUCCUGAACUCAGAGGAGCCAUGGACAACAUCUAAAGCACAAAGACAGCAAGUGGCUCCACAAACCGAGGUUCCCUUGCUUCAUCUUUCUGGCCUCAGUGUGUCAGACCAACCACAGACUGCCAGAUGAGACAAAGACAGAGACGUUCAAGGUUAAACUUUGACAGAGGCAUUGAUCACAGCUGAGACACUGAAUGAUGGGACCAACCUAGCUUAAUUAACUAUGUGCAGAUUUCAAGCUGAAAAAGAAGAAAUCACCAAUGUUUGACUUCAUUUGGAAGAGAACAGAACAAGUUGUACUUUAGACCUUGUGUGUGACACAUGAGGGUUUUUGUUCAGUGAUAACGUUCAAGAUAAAUACUAGAGCAAAAUGAAAACAUAUUUUUGUUCUUGUGUGAAUCAUGGAGUCUAGUCAGUGACCUGACUGGAUUUUCUUUUCUAGAGCAGAACUUGAAUAAACAAACACAGAUGGUACUGAGAACACAGUUCAGAUUCUUUUUGUUUUUGUUGAUGAACCAUGUAUCAUGGCCCACGGACCUUGGAACAUUCCU
Molecule: messenger RNA, 3689 nt
Organism: Nematolebias whitei (Rio pearlfish)
Lineage: Eukaryota; Metazoa; Chordata; Actinopteri; Cyprinodontiformes; Rivulidae
Gene: snx25
Product: sorting nexin 25
Exons: 21
Coding region: 256-3174 (972 amino acids)
Cellular component (GO): early endosome membrane; intracellular membrane-bounded organelle
Molecular function (GO): phosphatidylinositol binding
Source: RefSeq, a predicted model, not a curated record